UAAGGGGAGUGUGAGUGCAGCAGAACGCAGACUUAAGCUCACCUCCGCUACAAAGACUUCACAGGACGGAGCACACAGGAAGUCUUUGACUCGGGAAUAUCUUCUCCAGUAUCUGAUGGUUUAUGAAUGAACCGGUUUGUCUCCUUCUUGAACCCGGAAAAUGGUGGGACUCUCAUCCACUGCUGUGGAGGCCAUGGAGGUGUUGGUGAGUGAACUAGGUGCUCUGCUGAAGAUGCUGGACCAGGAGAACCUCAGCUCCUCUACACAGGAGAAGAAGACCUCCGUGUGGAACCUCCUGCAGCAGAUACAGCCGUCAGUUUCAGGAACAGACUACAUCUACAUGAACUCAUCAAUGUACAGAAAUGGCACAAGCUUUGUGGAGUCACUCUUUGAAACAUUUGAUUGUGAGAUCGGGGGCCUAAAGGAUGUGACUGACGACCUGAAAGAAGACAAGAACCCCCAGAUGGACACUUGUAAAGAGGAGAACUGCACAGACUCCACAGCCCCACACUCAGCUGACUCCCCCCCACCUCUGCCCACGACCCCUCCUCCCGAGGAGUACUAUGAGGAGGCAGUGCCGCUCAGCCCUGGCAAGAUGCCCGAGUAUAUCAUCACUCGAGUGAGGCCUAGCCCUCCAAACUCAAUAGAGGAUGGAUAUGAAGAUGCUGAAAACAACUACCCCACUACCUGCAUUAACACACAUCGCAAAAACUCAUACAAUGACUCAGAUGCUUUGAGCAGUUCCUACGAGUCCUACGAGGAGGAUGAGGAGGAGAGGAGCCCGGGGGUCCGACUCACUCAUCAGUGGCCGUCAGAUGAGAGCUCCAUGCCUCCAGCCAGAGAUUGUCGAAUCUGCGCCUUCCUGCUGCGCAAGAAGCGUUUUGGACAAUGGGCAAAGCAGCUAACUGUCAUCCGCGAGAACAGACUACAAUGUUACAAGAGCUCAAAAGACACGUGCCCCUAUGUAGACCUGCUGUUGCCCCAGUGCACUGUGGUCUAUGCACCCAAAGACAGCAAGAGGAAGCACCAUGAGCUCCGCUUCACCUUACCCAAUGGAGAUGCACUCGUGUUGGCGGUACAGAGCAAGGAGCAGGCCCACAGAUGGCUCAGGGUUGUAAGAGAGGUGAGCGGUCAGAGCGCGGGGCCUGAGGAAUCUGCGUCUCCUGUCACCCAAAGAAAAACUGAUCUUGACAAGAGGUUAUCCACCGAGAGGAACACAUCAGAUUCAGACAGUGUGGGCGUGUCGACUGGAGAGAACUGCAGAGAGAAUGGAAAGGUGAAACGGGGAGCUUUAGCCGCAGGCCGUAAAAUCACACGUAUCAUCAGCUUCUCCAAGAAAAAGCUCCCACGUCCAGGAGAUUCUCGAACAUCCUUCAACGACCCUCGCCAAGGAUAUCUGUCUGUGCUGGUGAAUCAAGUGUGGGGGGAACAGUGGUGUUGCGUGUGCAGAGGCUCCCUACACUUUUACCAUGACAAAGGAGACCCUCGGACCUCCCUGCCUUCACUUCCUCUAUAUGGCUGCGAGGUUGUUCCGGGGCUGGGACCCAAACAUCCCUUUGCCUUUAGGAUCCUACAGAACAGCAAUGAGGUGGCAGCUCUGGAGGCCAGCAGCUCAGUGGAACUGGGAAGAUGGCUCGGCGUCCUCUUGGCAGAGACAGGCUCAGCGACAGACCCAGAGUCCCUUCAUUACGACUAUGUUGACGUGGAAACCAUCGCUAACAUCCGCGACGCUGCAAGGCACUCCUUCCUAUGGGUCACAUCCUCCAGCAGCGCCUCCACUGACUCCAGAACAUAUGACGAGGUCCCUAAUGAAGACAUGCAGUCAGGGGAAAACCACACGCCACAGUCUGGGAAUCAAGUGAAGCGGCGCUCAAGUUUCUCCAGCAGCGACUCCGACAGAAUCAAGCCUUUGGUCUCACUCAAACGAACAGGCUCAAAUGCCAACCAGUAUGGGCGGUAUGGGAAAACGCGAGCAGAAGAGGACGCCAAGCGUUACCUGAAUGAGAAAGAGGAGCUGGAAAGACAGAGGGAUGGGAUAAGAAAUGCGCUGCUGACCCUGCGACAGGAGAAGAGAGAGCUGAAGGAAGAGCUGAAGACGGUCUCUGCAGAGCGAAGAAAGGCCGUCAUCACCAAGCGUGUCUCCCUGCUGGAAGAAGCCUGUAAAGCCAAAGAAGCAGAGAGGGUUGACUUGGAGCUGCGGCUUACCCAGGUCAAAGAAAACCUCAAGAAGAGCCUCGCGGGUGGAGCACUCGGUGCUCCUGUUGAGGCUAAACCCCCUGUGAAGAGCUCCAGCAAGAAGAAGCAGAAUAUCUACAGCGAGUCUUUACCAGUGAACUGUGCCUCAGAGAUGAGAAGGAGACCUCCAUCUGUGUAUGCCUCCUCUGCAGGAACUGUCAUGCAGAAGGCAAAGGAGUGGGAGUCAAAGAAAGGAACCUAGGAGUGUAAUCAUGGAAGGACUGAAAGAAUGAAUGAAUGGAAAUCAGGAGCAGACUUUAGUGACCCUCAGUCCUCUUAAGGAGAAGCCCCUCUACACCCCAUAGCUUGGAGAAAGAAAGUGUAAUGAAAGUAACUGGCCACUAGAUGGAGGUACAUGCCACUAAAUUCUCUAGCUUCUCUAAGAAACAAAGAAUCAAAGUGCUCUCUGUCCAUUUCUUAGUAAUUGUUAUGUCUUUGUUGACAAAGAUUAAAAUGUGGCAGUCUGAAAAGACUAAAAGAAGCAGAGUUUGUGAAAGAAAGAAGCAAGGAAAGUGUAUUGAAAGCAUUGUUAAGUCAUUUAUAUGCUUCUGUGUUGGAAUGCAACAAUGUGUGGGUUAAAUGUUUAUUGUUUAAGGUCUGGGAAAUGUGAUGUACUGGACAAUAAGAGGAUACACAGUGAGAGCCAUGACGUGCCUUUAUAUUAGAUAUUUUCUGCCUGUACAUAGAGAGCCAUGACUACUGUCCUGUAUGUUUUAUACUUUCCUACUGUCCAAGGUUUCAUUUCUCAUCAUUAUUCUGCUGCAGUACACGUGCCAUGGAGGGCAGAGAGUGUCCUGUAUCUCCUCUCAGGAUGAAUCGGUGCUAUCAUAUACAGCCACAACAUCAGCUGAAUAACAAAAUCCUAUACAUACUCAACCCUCUUCAGCACACAUUCAGAAGCAGUAAAUACUCCAGAUGGAGAUGAUUAAGGCCACUUUUACACAGAAACAAUCUACUAAUGAUUGUAUCUUUUUCAUUUCAUUGUUCAGAAAUGUUCCACAUUAAGACAACUAAGUUUUGAUAACAACUACUGUGCACAUGGAUCCACAGAAAAACCCUAUCAUACAUGCCAGGCCAGUAGUUGGUGGUGUGACUUUGUAAUGAAACAACACGCCCAUGUGAACAUCUUUUCUACAAAGCAGUGAGGUGUAAAACGUGCAUGAGCCUAAACUACAAAGAGAGUAAAUUUCAACACCGACUAAUGCAUGUCUGCUGACUGGAACCUUAAUGCACAUGUGCAAAAAAUAGUGGAGACUUUAAAGAGAAUCCCAUUCAUACGUGCUUUAUUCUCAGAAAGGACUUUAUUAACAUUACAGCCAAAAUACUGGUGGUAAGAUUUGGCCGUAUGUUUAUAUCAUGUUUUUGAAACUUUAAAUUGAAUGUUACAGACUGUUGCUUUAGGCCUGAAGUGCAUUUAUAUAUCAGUAUCAAUAUUGGUAUUACCUCAAAACAUUAGAAAAUAUCUCAAAAGCAUCUCCAUCCACAUGAAAACACAAAAAUGCUCUGUUAGGUGCUGUAAAGACUAUGCCAUGUCAGCAGUAGUCUGUCCUUUACAGAAGAAGGAGUUCACUCUGAGACAACAACGAUGUACUUGACGUUAAAGAUUCCUCACCAUUCCUCUGCAAUAACACGUUUAUUUUCAAUCUUAAAAGUUGUCCCACAAACCCAAACUGGGUCUAGUAUAAAGCCUUAAACGCUUGCUGCGGGGUUAGUGUCUUCAGAGUGUGUAUAAAGGUGCAGUGAGCUCUGUAGUUCAUUUUCCUUAUCCACACAUAAACACUUUAAAUCAGCCUUUCCCAAACUUCAGAACAUUUAAACCCAGUUUGAGACCUGCAAAUUUUCUGGGGCCCACCAAAACCUUUGUACAACCAUAACAUGAAACUCAUAUAUUUACCUUUUAUUUGCCAUUUUUCUGAUCCAUAAACAGCUUUGCUUUCAGAUACAGUAACAUUAAUUGGAAAAUGUAGGUGGGGCCCCAAAGAACAAUUAUCGCCCACUGCCAUUUAUUUUGUUUUAAUCAGGCAUCUGCAAAGACAGUUACAUUUUAUUUUUUUUCAAUGAAGUUUCUAAAAAUCUUCACUCUGCAAGGAGUUCUUCUAAAAGGUGCAUCAUUUUCGGAGACCUAAAAUGCCGUUUGCAUGUGUACUAAGGGCAAAAUUGCGGAGAAAACCUAAUUUUAGAAAAAAGGUUCUUUUUUUUUUAUCAGGCGUCUGCAAAGACAGUGACAUUUUAUAUAAUCUAAUAUCUAUAUCUGUAAAACUUACUUUCUGGUCCAGAAACUCUUCCCAAGCAGCAUUUAUAUCUCCUUAGACACUUAUAAAUUCUUAAAAUCAGGAAAAAAGUGGCAUAGUAGAACUGGUUAACAGUGUGUCACCAGUUAAUCCAACACCAGCUAAACCAUAACAUCAGUUCUAUACGGCAGACAAAAUAAACAAAAAGCUGACAUGAGUUAAAAUUUGUGGCCGUAUUUUACUUCCGAGACUAAAAUACAACUUUUAAUCAAGUAUUUAAUGAUCAUUUAAAAUGUGAAUUAAACACUUUUUAAUUUCUAUGGUUAGUGACCUACCAGCCCACACUUUUAGGAGCACUGCUUUCAAUGGAGUUUCUAAAAAUCUUCACCUUGGAAGUUCUUCUAAAAGCUUCAUCAUUUUCAGUGACCUGUUUGCACAUGUAAUAAGGGCCAAAUCACAGAGAAAAACCUCAGUUUACAAAAAUACCCGCCUAGGUGUGGCGUUUAAGUUUGCUCUCCAGAACCUGUUUUCAAACCUUUUUCAGACACCCAAAACGCUGUUGUUAUGUAAACAAACAGCCAAAACAGAAUAAGGGUACCUGUUUUGGAUUAAAUUAUUGUCAUGUAAAUGGGCCAAAGUAACUAACAAAUGGUUCUUAAUCAAGAUUGCAAUGUUCUGUCAUUUUAACAAGUUUUCCAUUGAACUUUUGGUUGACUUUUGCACUUUACUGUUCUCUCGC
Cheilinus undulatus (humphead wrasse) is the source of this 5205-nucleotide messenger RNA. RefSeq names its product actin filament associated protein 1-like 1a (gene afap1l1a). The record is from RefSeq and is a predicted model, not a curated record. Bases 161 to 2437 code for a protein of 758 amino acids. Gene Ontology annotation, cellular component: cytosol. The transcript has 19 exons. NCBI's taxonomy places the organism in Eukaryota, Metazoa, Chordata, Actinopteri, Labriformes, Labridae. Gene Ontology annotation, molecular function: SH3 domain binding.